AUGGCUAAAGGCAAUGGUUUUAUUGGUUUCUUCUCUUCUGAUUAUAAUACUUUUAUUUCUCUCGCUUUUACUACUCCUCUCGCUACAGCGUUACUAUGUCUCUCCAUCGAUGGGACGCUCUUCUCGGGCGCGUUCCUCAAUUUUGUCAAUGAUAACCGUCCUUCGGUCCAAUUCGCUGUUCAGAUUAUUGCCAACUUCAUGUCUGCUCUGCAGGUAAUCACUAUCUGCAGAGUCAUCAACCUCAGUGUUCGAAGACGGCUCAAGACUAAGAGUAUGAGUCUUGAUCAGAUGCGAGCGUGGAUGGAUGCUAUGAUACCCCGUAUCAACUGGGAUCUGCCCUUUGCAUAUAUCGUCCUGCUGGGUCUCUUGGUCUCGGUUUCCAUGGUUAUGAGUGCCAUUUGGGCUGCCGCCAUGACGCCCGUUGAGACAUUCGAGUACAUCCAAGGUACUGUCCAGAUUCCAACCUGGGACAACAUCACCCAUAUCAGAGAAUAUCCUUCUGAAGUUGGAUCAACCGGACCUACCAAGCACACUGCCCUUGGAAAGUUUACAUACUCUGUGGGCAUUCAAAUGCUGGGCAGUCUCCUCGCUUCGGCAGCCUCAGCAUCGCCCAUCCACAACUCAACGCGCAACCACGAGAAGCUAGACCGAACAGGCUACAACUACGUCGGUCGAUCGUACGGCAUUGGCUCAUCCCCAGGUCUAGGCGAAGUCCACUUUGAAGCUGGUCGCGACAUCCUCGGAUGGCAAUACCAAGAAGUAGGAUACCGGUCCACAGUCAGCUGCACAUACAACACAUCUACCAACUUCACUCUCUUUCCCGAGGGCGGCUCGAUGGGCUGGGCUGCACAUGGAGAACUUCCUGACAGUGACGAUGGCUACGAACAUUCCACUUACAUUGGACAUGGUGAUGGAAAUGCUAUUGUUGCGAUAGGAGUUGCGCACUUUAAGGACCACGAUGUAGAGAUUGCUCCUAAGAGGCGAUAUAUCGGCUUCGCGGCGGGAGGAUUCUACACAUUCUUGAACGCAACCCAAUGUGAAGUAGACUUUGAGCCUACACGGUUCAACGUCACCGUCAGCAGUCGGGGCAAGAAUAUUACUGUUGUGCCGACCAACGACACUGAUGUUCCCAAUAUUGAUACAACUCGUUGGCUGAAGGGCACUAUCCUCCGACAAUUUGAGCUGAUCGCCAAUGAUGAGACGAAUCUGUAUGUAUCGACUGUUGGCACCGCCUUCAAUGCCUCCAUUACAGAUCAUCGUCUUCGUCUUGAGAUGAACAACACUCUCACCUCAAGAACAUCCACAAACGUCACCCUCGAAGGCAUCGAGAAUUCCAUCACUGCCAUGGUAGAUGAUAUGCUAGUAGCAUAUGCCUCAGCUCAAUUCAUGGUUGGGGGUUUCAAGAAGGAUGUCAGUGGCACUAUCCGCGUCACAGCCAUCGUCAUCGGCGAAAAGAAGUUCGCAAUCGCGGCUUUUGCGCUCAACAUGGUUGUCGUGGCGCUUUUCAUUCUGGAAGCUAUUAGAACAAGAGGCUGGAGGGAUAUAACUGAGUUUGAUCCUUCGGAUAUUCGACAUGUCAUGAUAGCUGCGUCUGAGGGUGGUACAGAUCUGGCAAAAGUGGGAUUCUCUGACAAAAAUAAGCUGGGAGAGAUCAAGGUGAGGGUAGAUGAGGCGGAGACUGGAAGUUUCGCGCUUGCAGUAGAUGGAGAGAUCCCGCCUACUGUCAAGUAUGAGAGUAUGAGGGCUGAUAACGAAGCUUAUGUUCAACGAAACAAGGCGUUUGUGGUUGAGACUACCAGUACGAGGUCACGAGAUGGCAGUAUAUUAAUUAGAUGA
Messenger RNA from Fusarium coffeatum, 1836 nucleotides. RefSeq lists its product as uncharacterized. The transcript has a single exon. NCBI's taxonomy places the organism in Eukaryota, Fungi, Ascomycota, Sordariomycetes, Hypocreales, Nectriaceae. The coding region runs from base 1 to 1836 and encodes 611 amino acids. The record is from RefSeq and is a predicted model, not a curated record.